This is a messenger RNA of Spathaspora passalidarum NRRL Y-27907, 2154 nucleotides long. Its product is annotated as rRNA-binding ribosome biosynthesis protein. The record is from RefSeq and is a predicted model, not a curated record. Gene Ontology annotation, cellular component: nucleolus; small-subunit processome. Gene Ontology annotation, molecular function: U3 snoRNA binding; rRNA binding. Bases 1 to 2154 code for a protein of 717 amino acids. Lineage: Eukaryota; Fungi; Ascomycota; Pichiomycetes; Serinales; Debaryomycetaceae. Gene Ontology annotation, biological process: maturation of SSU-rRNA from tricistronic rRNA transcript (SSU-rRNA, 5.8S rRNA, LSU-rRNA). The transcript has a single exon.
AUGGCCAGACAAGUCAAGAGAAAGAGUCACAAUCGUGGCGACCAUGUGGUUGAUUUGACUAAACGAACCAAACAUGGUCGUGCUCAAAUGAGAACUGUUACUCGUACUGCAGCUAGAAAGCCUCGGGAUCAUCAAGAACCGGAACAAGAAGAGAUCGAAUCUUCAGAAGAAGAGCCAGAAGUUGAAGAAGAGCAAGAAGAAGAGUUUGAUAAGGGACAAGUCUAUAAUGCUCUUUUGACUUUGUUAAAGUCUGAUCAUAAGGAACAUAAACCUAAGAAACGAGUAGCUGAACAAUCAACUGAAGAACAAGUUGAAGAAGAAGAAGAAGAAGAAGAUAACGUAGCUGGAAUUAACAUGGAAGAGGAAGAAGAAGAUGCAGAUGAAGAUGUAGAUGACCAUAUUGACUUUGUUGACGAAGACGAAGAAUCCCCCAAAGGUUUAAAUCAAGACCCAUACGAAGUUCAUUUUAAUCAACCAUUGGAUGACUAUAUGGCAUCGCAAGAAAAGCUUUGUGUUAAGGAGAAUCAGAAAUGGAACAUUACUGAUAAGAAGGUCUUGAAUGACUUGUCUUUGACUUCUAUGUUGCAAGUUCCUCCCGGUGAAUCUGUUUCUAGACCAUUAUCCAAUGUGAAUUCCUUGGAUGAUUACUUGAUCAAGAAGAAAGUUUUGGAUGCUUAUAAACGAGAAUAUUCCGAGGAUUUAACUGACUUGGAAUCAACUUUGUUGGAACCAAUUUUAAACUAUGUUGAUGUCAGUUAUCAAUACAAGCACUUCAAAAACACCCAAUAUAGAAAAUUAUACAUUUUGCAUGCAUUAAAUCAUAUUUAUAAAACCAGAGAUAGAAUUUUGAAAAACACAACAAAGUUACACAGCUAUAGGGAAUCACUCAAGAGCAAAGAAGGAGAGGUUGAAGAUGAAGAACCAGAAUAUCGUGACCAAGGAUUCACCAGACCAAAAGUAUUAAUUCUCUUGCCUACUAGAGAAGCAUGUUAUGAAGUAGUAGAAACCAUGAUUCAAUUAUCGGGUACUGAACAACAGGAAAACAAGAAAAAAUUCACUACUCAAUUCCAUACUCCCGCUGAACCACCAAAUAACAAACCUGAUGAUUUCAUAGACGCAUUCAAGGGAAACAAUAACGAUUUCUUUUGCAUUGGGAUGAAAUUCACUCGUAAGUCACUUAAAUUGUACUCGUCAUUCUAUUCAUCUGAUAUUAUCUUGGCUUCACCUAUUGGAUUAUCAAUGAUUUUGGAAAAUCCAGAUAAGAAGAAACGUCAAUAUGAUUUCAUUUCCUCUAUUGAAGUAUUGAUUAUUGAUCGUGCAAACCAAAUUGAAAUGCAAAGUUGGGAUCACGUCAACACAGUGAUGAAAUAUGUUAAUAAAAUUCCUAAAGAAUUCCAUGAUGCAGAUUUCAGUAGAAUUAGAAUGUGGUCCAUUAACGAUCAAGCAAAGUUAUUACGUCAAACUUUAGUAUUUUCCGAAUUUCAAACACCCAUGAUCAACAAUUUAAUUUCACAUAAAUCGUUCAAUUUAGCUGGUAAGCUAAAGUUUAAACCAAUAAUCACUCAAGAAAACAGUAUUAUGAACUCGAUUGGAUUGAAAAUCAAACAAAUCUUUCAAAGAUUCGAGAGUCCUAGUCCAAUGCUGGACCCAGAUUCAAGAUUUAAAUUCUUCACCAACACAAUCUUGCCUUCAUUAUUAAAGUCAUCUUCAUACGAAGACGGGAUCAUGAUUUUCAUCCCUUCAUAUUUUGACUAUCUUCGUGUUAAAUCCCACUUGAAAGCCAACACCAAGUUUAAUUUUGCGUCUAUUGACGAAUACACCUCGCAGUCCAAAUUAACCAGAACAAGACAACAAUUCACCAGUGGGAAAAUCAAGAUCUUAUUGUACACCGAAAGAUUACAUUACUUCAGAAGAUUUGAAAUAUCUGGAGUGAAAACAUUAGUUAUGUUCGGUCUACCAUCCAACCCAGUCUUCUACAAGGAGCUCAUCCGAUUCAUUGGGAAAUCCGUCUUCAAACAAGAAUGUGACUUGGAUUUAGCCUUGGUGAAAAUCUUGUUCUCGAAAUGGGAUGCCGUGACAUUGGAAAGAAUUGUCGGGAACGAAAGAGCACCAGUAUUGUGUAAUUCCGUCAAUGAAUCGUAUGAAUUUAGAUAG